UUCCCUCACACGCCUCUCACUCUGAAACUCGACGCUUCCUCUCUUCUCUCUCUCUCUCUCUCUCUCUCUCUCUGUUCUCCGAUUCUCUCUCUUUCUCACCGUCUCAGCCUCUCUUCUUCUCUAACUGUAUCUCGGCCUCUUUCACUCUUUGCUCUCACGGCUUAUUAAAGUACAGAUGAAGAACAAAAAGCAAAAGCCUAUCACUGAUUCAAAAGUGGACACCGAAUUGAAGUCUAUCAUUCAUCAGCAUUCUCUGUUCUUUGACAAGUUAGUUGAGUUAAUCCCUGCAAGGUUCUAUCUACCAAACAAUGAUGAGGAGAAGCCAUGGUUUCAGGGCCUUAGUAAGGCCGAAAAAGCUUCAGCAAAGAAGGAAUCAAGGGAGAACAUUAAGAAAGCUCGAAGAGAUCGUAUGGAUCCAGAAAAGGCUUCCACAACAACCCUUGAUUUGCUAAAGAAAAGCUUGGAGAAAGAAAAAUCAAGUGAGAGUGAUGAGGAGGAAAUAGAGAUUAAACCAAUGUUGUCUGGUCAUGAAGGUAAUGAUCGGAAGGUGACUUUAGAGGAGCUUCGGCAACGGCUGCAUCAAAAAAUUGAACAGUCCCGAGCAGGUCGUCAUGUUGAAGAUUCGAAAAGAAAACAGAAGUAUGCAAAAUAUCUCAAAAAAGGAAAUCAGCAGAAAAAACGCAAAAGAGAGUCUGUUUCUGAAGAAAAGAAACCAACUAGUAGUUCUGUAGAUAAAGUGGAGAAGGAUGUAGCAGAGGCUUCGAAGGAACUCGCAUUUAGUCAUGUCAAACUUGGAAAUGAGGAGGAGCAUGGAAAGAAGAAGAGGAAACUUUCGAAGUUUAAGGAGCUUGAAAGGGCAAAGAAAUUGGAGGAAGCAAUGAAAGAUCCUGAGAAAGGUGAGGUUAUCUCAAAGAAGCAUUCGUGGAAAUCAGCAACAAGUAGAGCAGCUGGGAUGAAGGUUCAUGAUGAUUCAAGCCUGUUGAAAAGGAGCAUACACAAGGAGAAGAAGAGGCAUCAGAAGAAUGCUGAGAAAUGGAAGGAGAGGGCACAGACCACAGAGAAGAUGAAAGCAGAGAAACAGAAAAAGAGAUCAGAAAAUAUAGGACAGAGGAUUCACGAGAAGAAAAUGCGGCGAAUUGCAAAGAGAGAGAAAAAGCUAUUGCGUCCAGGAUUUGAAGGUCGAAAGGAGGGUUUUAUUAACGAAGGUUCAUCUUAAAAGUUUUGAGUUUCUUUGCCUCUUACAUUGCAUUUUUUUUUUUUUUUUUUUUUUAAUCUUUGCUUUAAGAUCAGUUGGCAUAAACAUCAUAUUAAAUUAUAGUAAAGUUUCAAUUUAGGGAUUAUGUUAUAUAGAUCCACCUUUUGCCUUCCCCUUCCCUUCUUAUACUCUCUUUUAACUACUUAGUAGAUGAAUAUUGUUGAAGAAUUGUCCUUCAGUUGAUAUCUGCAAAUGUUUGUUGCCGAAUGCUGAUAUUUAAUGGUCUGAAUGUCAUC
This is a messenger RNA of Quercus lobata, 1491 nucleotides long. RefSeq names its product Surfeit locus protein 6. Gene Ontology annotation, cellular component: nucleolus. Bases 176 to 1216 code for a protein of 346 amino acids. The transcript is spliced from 2 exons. Gene Ontology annotation, molecular function: DNA binding; RNA binding. Lineage: Eukaryota; Viridiplantae; Streptophyta; Magnoliopsida; Fagales; Fagaceae. Gene Ontology annotation, biological process: ribosomal small subunit biogenesis; ribosomal large subunit biogenesis. The record is from RefSeq and is a predicted model, not a curated record.